Messenger RNA from Brassica oleracea var. oleracea, 897 nucleotides. RefSeq names its product rho GTPase-activating protein gacV. The transcript is spliced from 2 exons. NCBI's taxonomy places the organism in Eukaryota, Viridiplantae, Streptophyta, Magnoliopsida, Brassicales, Brassicaceae. Bases 209 to 664 code for a protein of 151 amino acids. The record is from RefSeq and is a predicted model, not a curated record.
GUAAAUUACAGGCUUCCUUUUAUUAACAUCAUCACACUUUGUGCAAGGAAGAAAAGAGACUUUAACCGAUUCACAGAGAAGAAACAAUCUCUCCUUUCUCGUUCCUUCCUUCGUAAAGCUCGAAGCAAGCAGAGAACGUAAUCAAUCGCUCGCCUACUUUAGUUUCUUUCUUCACCGAAGCACACAGCACUUGAAAGUGGUUUGAGUAAUGGGAAUUGAAGGAGAGAUGGGUAUUAGUGGAGGGAUACAAGAUGCUUUGAUGAUGAGCGUUGAUGAGAAAGAUGAUUUGAGAGACAAAGAUGAAGUUACUAUCCGUCGAAUGAAGAAUCGGGAAAGACAACGCAGGUAUAGAGCCAGGAAGCGGAUGCGGGAAGAAGCGGGUCUCGAUGAUGAAAAUCUCUCUUUCCAGACUCAACAAAAGGACCAAGAAGAAGAAGAAGAAGAAGAAGAAGAAGAAGAGGAGGAUGAGGAGGAGCUAGAGUGUGAUAAUGUUUUUGUUGACAACUUUGUGAGGCGUGUUUAUUGCCAUAGAGAUUGGAAAAAAGAAGCUAGAAUAGCUCAUUUGAUCAUGGACACGACUCGGGAUGGUUCUUGUUUGGUUCAUCGCAAGAUUAGGCCUCGCCCAAGAGACUGGAAAGCUGAAGCUCGAAAGAUGAAAACUUGAUCAAAUCCAUGUAGUUGGUUGGUUCUUGAGGAGUCAGUCCGGUUUGCUAGAAGAGAUCUUGCAAGUGCACUUUCUUUAAGAUUUUGGAUUUGACUGAAAAAAAAAGUAAGAGAAAUGCACAAAGCAAACAUCCUAUUAUAAGAUUAGAACUGCUUCUGCUAUUUCUUUGUUGUGUGUAUUAGAAUAUCCAGACGUUACUAUUAUUAUGUAUACGAAUAUUUGAUUUGAUUUGA